Molecule: messenger RNA, 2079 nt
Organism: Ogataea parapolymorpha DL-1
Lineage: Eukaryota; Fungi; Ascomycota; Pichiomycetes; Pichiales; Pichiaceae
Product: transcription factor
Exons: 1
Coding region: 1-2079 (692 amino acids)
Biological process (GO): regulation of DNA-templated transcription
Molecular function (GO): DNA-binding transcription factor activity, RNA polymerase II-specific; zinc ion binding
Source: RefSeq, a predicted model, not a curated record
AUGCUCAAGAAACCACUCAAACCGGUUUCAAGAGCUUGUCUAGAAUGUCGGCAGCGACACCUCAAGUGCGACGGAAUAGAGCCUGUCUGUACGCGAUGCAAAAAAUUGGGGAAAGAAUGCUUCUUUGUCAAGAGUAAUCGUGGUGGCUCAAGAAAGAAAGGAGUAAGCACUAAGAAGCAGAGGGUGAAGCUGGAGCCCGACAUUGAUAUUGUUCUUCCUUGUGGAAAGAUGGCCGACCAGGUGGAUUGCGACCAAAAGUGUCGCUCGGGAAAAGCAAAAGAUUUACUUCCAUGUGCCCGUCAUGAAGAGGUUGACUUCUACCCGAAGUUCAACUCGUCCAAAGACAAAUCGGUACUCAACAUUUUGUUCGAUGAGAAGUACCUGACUACGCCAGACCAGUAUUACAUCACCCCCACGUUGACCAAGAAUCUUAAUGUUGAAACGAUCAUCAGCAAUUAUUACUCGAGAUUUCAUUACUGUCAUCCCUUCAUGCCGCAAAAAGAAGACAUUAGAGAGUAUCUGGAUAGCAUUCCACAUAAGUAUGACAUUCUACUGGCGAUGAAACUCAUCGGGGAUGGCCAAACACAAACCACCUACGCAAAAGAUGUGGAAACGGUGAACUACCUAGUGACCACUAUUCUUGAUUACUCAAAGCAAGUUGGACGCGACUUCGUUACAUUGCAGUCGGUUUUGCUGUUAGCAAUGGCAUCCCACAUAUCUUCUUUGCACGAUAUUAGUCAUAGUCUCUUGCAGUGUGUCGUUUCUCUUGCCCUGGAGCUCGAACUCAAUAUGGUUGACCGCGAUGCAGUUCCCGAAGUGUUUAUGGACGUGAAUGGUUUCGUUACGGAAAGAGACCCGAAAACAAAUGGACAUCCGGAUGUCAUUCAAAAAUUGCUUUCGGCCUCCCGCACAUCAAAAAUAUCUCGCUCCGUCAUGGAAGACACCGCGAGACGAACGUUCUGGGAAUUGUACUUUUUCGACACGAUAAGCGGCACCGCUUCCGGCAGAACGACUUCAGCCCUUUCAACGAAAACGGUGCUUACCCUGUUCCCCAAGGAUAUUCCGCAGAAGGUGUUUGAUUUCAAAAGCCGAGCAGAAUGCUGUAAAUUGGUGAAUGACUCUAUCAAACUUAAUAUGGCCAUCCAGGACGACAAAGAUUACAAAAAGGAUUUGCAACACAUGAAGGCCGCCAUUGGCAAUUGGGACUUGAGGAUCGAGGAUCCAGACUCGUAUAACUCGCCGUACCUGGUCAACUCGAGCGGAUUCGUCAAUGAAGGUGUUCACCAAGCCGUCAUGCUUGUGAACUACGCAAAAAUCUUCAUGCACAGACCAUUCUCCUAUCUCUGGCGAACGGAUGUUACAAGAAAGUCAAAGGAUGGAGAAGAUGAUAAUAAAGAGCCGCAUCUUGAUGCUCCCGCAAGACACGAAGCAGACUCGCGAAAAAUUAUUGAGACCAGAAGAACGAUUGAUUCUGCCUCGUCUGUGGUCAAACUGCUCCUCGACACCAACCCAGCUAAGAUCCUGGACAGAACGCCGUUCUUUGCUUGUUCAUUAGCGUUCUCCUGUUUGGUUCACCUGAGCGCAUACUCCUGGGUUGAGACAAGCCUUUCUGCGGUCGAUAAAAAUUCGAAAGGACUCUCUUUGCUACGUGACAGUGUCAGUGCAGACGAGCUGGAGACGUACACCGAGUACAUCAAACUCGAGCUGGGUGGAAUUUUCCAGAUUUCCAGACAUUGGGCAUUAUCGUCUAAACUUGUCCAGCAUAUCAAAGAUACUCUGAAAAAAGUGUCACCAAAAUUAUUUGUUAAAGUGCAGGCAAGCCUGCCUGAGUCGCACACGCAUGUGGAGGUGGAUCCCGUGGAUGCCGUGGUCCCUGAAGAGAAAUCGGCCACGUCCAAUAGCAGCGACAGUAAUAAUUUUCCUACGACUCCAUUUUACGACCUACCAGUUGACGAAAUCGACUUCAAUCAGUAUGAGGCAGGAUUUAUGGAUCUGCCUUUAGAAGGGCCGGAGCCCGACACCGGUUGUGGCUGGGUCGACAAAAGCGGUUUCGAAUUCGAAGAUUUCCUUGUUCAAUAA